AUGUCUGCGGAUCGUGGAAAGUCAACAGCUGCAGCUACUAGGAAGCAGAAAGUCAUUUGGUCGCCAAACGCGGAAGCAAAACUGAUAGAGCUGUGGGCUGAUGUACUUGGCAAAUAUGACGGCAAAAUGAUGACAAAAAAAUCCAAGGAGAAGAUUGUCACCCAGCAGCUGAAUGAUUACUGCGAUCAAGUCAGUCUUCAACAUUUCUCGGAGUCGGAGGUGCGCAAUAGAAUAGACAGCAUUGUCAAGAAAGCGAAAGGGAUCUAUGCGCAGUAUCGUCUUCCAAAAGAAACGGGGCGUGAAACAGAUGAUGCCGAUAUUGCGCUUGAUGAGGAAGCUGCCAAAUUAGCAUGGCCUAACUUUGCUGUUUUUAUUGCUCACUUUCGAAACCAUCCCUCACUGGGACCUGGCUCUGUUGACGACGCUUCUUUGCUACCUAAUCUACCGCUAUCUCAGCGUACUGAAGAGGACUUGUUUGUAACCACAGGUGUUGUGGCAGAGGAAGCCCAACACCCACUUCCCACACGUUCCAGACCAACUACACCUAGUUCACGUACAUCAACUCCCGUACAGCCACCACUAGAGUCUUCGAGCGAUAAUGACGCUGAAGAGGAAGCAGCACCAAAGGCAAAGAAGAAAAGGAAGGCUCCCAAGGCCCCAAGAGUUGGUACUGCGGGGUCUCAGCUAGCAUUCAUUCAGGCCAUGACAGAAAUGCAAGAAUCUAGCCAAAGGCGACAGUUUGAGCAUGACCAGGCUAUGCAACUGCAACUGCAGCAGUUUGAAGAAAGGAGAGAGAGAGAGAGAGAGAGGCAGCAGCACGACAGAGAAAUUCACCUGAAUGAAGAGGAAAUGAGAAAAAAGAUGUCUCAGGAGAGUCAAAUCUUUCAAACUCAGCUUAUGCAGCAACAGCAAGCAUUUCAGGCUGAGCUCUUUAAACGCCUCUUUUCUGAUAAGCAAUAGUUAUAAUUGAAAAUGUCUAACUUGUUGCAUGUCUUUUACAUUUACUCAAUGUCUAUGUGUAUAAUUUAAAAUAUUCUUGAAAUAACAACAAUCUGUAGUAAUUUAAAAUAUCUGUAGUAAGGCUAGACUUGAGAAA
This is a messenger RNA of Corticium candelabrum, 1096 nucleotides long. RefSeq lists its product as uncharacterized. The record is from RefSeq and is a predicted model, not a curated record. Lineage: Eukaryota; Metazoa; Porifera; Homoscleromorpha; Homosclerophorida; Plakinidae. Bases 1 to 960 code for a protein of 319 amino acids. The transcript has a single exon.